UCUUUUCCUGUUUGGGUCGCGGCUCUGCAGCUCAAGCAGCUCUUUCCAGGUUUCCGUGCGGCUCUGCCUCCCGCCUCAAGGUGUCGGCUCAGAAACAGCUACGGCAAAGAGUUUCUGGAGGAGAGGCUGAGCAGACUGCAAGCUUUCCUGCAGGAAUUAACCUCUCACCAGGAUGUCAUCAGAAGUGAAGCGGUGAGGCGCUUUCUGUGUCUGGAUGAUCCUCCGAGUCCAUUUGACAGUUUGGAAGAAAGCAGGGCUUUCUGUGAGACUCUGGAGGAGAUGAACCACCAUCUCCAGAGGGAACUCCUGGAAAAGCAGAGCCAAACUGACAUGUUGAAAAAGACUCUGAAGGAGAGGGAGAAAACCAUCAAGCUGCUGCUGAAGAAAGCACAAUCUCAGCCGUUUUCUUCUGAGGGCUUUGAAGAUUUCCGCAAGAUCUCAGCAGGUAUCAACCAGGACAGAGACAUGACUGAACAUGAAGAAAAGCACAGACGGAAGUGAUGAUCUGACUGGAGAGGCUCAGUUCUCCUUCAGAACCAAUAGCUGUACAGUACCGAACCGGCGAGUUGUAGCGGGAGACCAACCGGGAAAGAAGAGGAAUAAUGACUGAAGCCAGUUAAAUAUAGCCUGCCUCAUAAAUUCACACUAGUGAACUUUUUGUGUAUUUCCCCUCACUUCAGGGCAAUAAUUUAAGUAAGACUGGAUCCCUGAAAUGUUGAGAAGUGGAACUGCAUCCAGAAAAUGUUGUCAUUUAUUACAGCCUCAAUUUAUUUACUUUAUUCUCACUUUUAUCCAUCAACAGCGUCUAACUCUACUUGUGUUUUAUGAUAAUUAUAUUUUUAUUUUAUGAAUUGUGUGAUUUGAUAAGAACUUUAGUGGUUGUUAGUCUCUUUGAAACUGUCUAAUCCGUCACUGAAAACUGAAGCAGAAGAAACGAAAUAUUGUAAUUUGGUGUUUAUCUCCAACCUUCCGGAGAAAAAGACCACUGGCUGUUUCUGUGAGUGCAUGGGAAAUUCUCUGGUGUGAAAUGACAAGUUAAAGCUAUGAGCUAACAGUUUUGGUAAUGCAAUCAGUUCCCCUUUUUUAAUACUUUCACAAUCUAUUUCACCAAGAAAGAUUCCUGGCUUUUGGAUAUUUGUUUGCUAUUUUUGUAUCAUGAACAUUAUUUAUGUCUGUAUUAUUUUUUUUUA
Salarias fasciatus (jewelled blenny) is the source of this 1190-nucleotide messenger RNA. Its product is annotated as sorting nexin-16-like. The record is from RefSeq and is a predicted model, not a curated record. Gene Ontology annotation, cellular component: late endosome; early endosome. The annotation marks the transcript as partial. The transcript has 4 exons. Lineage: Eukaryota; Metazoa; Chordata; Actinopteri; Blenniiformes; Blenniidae. Gene Ontology annotation, molecular function: phosphatidylinositol binding. Gene Ontology annotation, biological process: early endosome to late endosome transport; endosome to lysosome transport; protein targeting to lysosome.